Molecule: messenger RNA, 6588 nt
Organism: Porites lobata
Lineage: Eukaryota; Metazoa; Cnidaria; Anthozoa; Scleractinia; Poritidae
Source: the annotation of a GenBank genome assembly
CAAUCGUCAAGCGCGAUGCAUUCCGUUUCAGUGUUAGCGGAAUUCGUGACUUGGGUAUGUCACCAAUACUACUAUUGUUUCCUUGAAUAGUACCCUCAACUUUUACUCAUGCUAUGAAAAGCAGCGAAAGCAAAAAAGAGAGAGUUAAAAACAUUGGAAAUUGGACGUCAUGCAUGUAAGUAAGCUUGUACACAGUUGAACCUUUAAGUACGACUACCUCCUACUGCAGGGGCACCCAACGUCAAUUUUCGGAAAAUAUCUGUUCGGGAGACGAUAUGAGAUCUAGAAUAUUGGGAACAUUUGUUGUAAAAUUUCUUGCUUUCCUGCCUCUCCUAGGAUUUUCGAACAUCUGAAGAAUGGUUAUACUUGCGCAUUUGUAACAGAUUUUUACCCUGAAAAUGUCACCUAGAAUUUUCGGGAGCCUUUUUUUUGGCUAAAAUUUUCGAAAAGGUAAGCUUUAAUCCCCAUAAUUUUCGGAUCACUAGACUUUCAGCUAGGAAAUCCGAACAGAUGAAAAAUUUUUAGGGGAUAAAAUAUGCCUAUAUCUACCGUUUAAAUACUAAAAUACGUUUAACAAUGCUAUGUUAAAGUGGUUUUGAACUAUAUUCUCGUUGGGUGGCCCCGUACUUUAUCAGUGACCACCUAUCAAAGUACCCAAAGACCCACAAUUUAAUGGAAUCUCUCGUAGACCACCAGCGACGUCAAAACUUUUUUGUCCUGACGGUUUUUAUAAUUUUCCAUAGUUUUCAUUCUUUGGUAAACCACAUGGCCUGAUCUCUUCGUUCGCUGUUUGUACUACCACUCCUCACAGUGUAUGAAGAACGUUCACUGACAGCAUGCAUCUACACAUAUCAGUACUAAGAAUUUGCAUGCAAUAUAUCCUCCUUUUUGAGAACCAUAUCAUGACACAUAAGCAAACUCGUCUGCGAAGUAAGACAUACUGAAAAUUGCUCUUGUAUUUUGAUUUUUGCUCUUAUUUUGAAGCUACCAGCCCAAAUUGCUUCAAAUGUUUUCUGUAAAAUACUUCUACAGUCAAUGUUUCUAGCCAGGAUCAUUUCUUGAUCGCCAACCAUAAAACCUUGACAAAUUCAAUUAAUCCAUUCGCCCCUGAGCCGCCCGUAACUGCCCGUGCAGAUCCACGUCCCUUUUACUGCUUGUGACAUCAUCAGUUUUAAUAACCAAGGACAACUUUGUCUGCUGACUUGUGCAAAUAGGGUAACUACAGAGAACAAAAGAAUCCACACCCCUACCCCCUCUCCUCCAUUCAAAGUUGGGGUUUUUGUUGUUUUCUGUUGGUAGCAAGAAUGGCAGCACAACAUUUCAUGCAAGAGGAAAAGCCUUAUUUUCCCAUUUGGAAAUCAGUAAAACGUCGAAAAGGCCCUUUAGGGCAAAGUGUCUCAAGUAAUUUUAUCGCCGAUGGUAGCUUCAAACACAUUUUUCGGCAAAAUUUCCAGAAAAAAAAAACUGCCCGUGCACAUGCACCUCCCUUCUACCACUUGUGACAUUAUCAGUUUUAAUGGUCAAGCACAACUUUGUCUGCUAACUUGUGCAGAUUGAAGAGAUCUUUCAAACCAUACCAGAAUGAGCAUAAUUCAGUCAAGGACACUGGAGAAAAGGCAAAAACCCUUGUAACAUUGACCUGAAAAUUUUCAUGAAAAUCCUGUUCCACUAUCCACUUACCUUUCCAUUCUUCUAAUCCUAAGAUACUAAAAGGUUUUCUAAAAACUAUUCCCACCAAAAUGAAGCCUACUAAAUGCCCAGCAAAAGAAAAAAAAUGAGGCAAAAAAAUUGAAAAAGAGGGGAGGAGAGAAAGCUAAAAGUAGAAGUCAAGACUGCUGUCUCCCUGUGCCAAAAAUCUUGCUUUCUGUGCAUGCCGGAACUUCACAAGCUAAUAUUUUGCAUCUGGAUCAGAAGGCUGUGAAGUGUAUGACCUGUAAAUGGCUUUAUGGUAAGUUUUAGCUCUUUAUAGCAUGACAGUGACCAGAAAACUGCUCAAGUUCAAAAUGCAUUUUUGGGCGAAAUUUUGAGGGGCAAAUGGGUUAAGGUUCAAUUUUCUUGACCCAAGGGGGUACUUCGGAUCUCAAGUGAUGGGUAUGAUCGCAAGGGGGCAAAAAUCAAAACCCCAAAAAUUUGCGGGACCAAAAAUUAACCCCCACAAAAAUCCCAUGCCGAAUUUCCUAACCUUAAAAAUUCCCAUGAGAAAGAAAAACAAGUUUAGUUGUACAUGUACUUUAUUUGUAGAAAUAUACGGCUGGCAUAUACAUGGGGAGUAUUACCAUGAGUCUUAAAAAAUAUAAUGCCACAAGAGUGUGUUCUAUUGAAAUGACCUGAUACGGUCAUUUUUUAUUAAAUUUAAUCAAUAGAUAGUGACUGUAUCAGAUCAUUUCAAAAAAAUUUUGUGCGUAAGAGUUUCUUGUCACUGUGCAGGUGUGGUAAUUGAUAAUUAUUUCUGGGAGACAGAAGAUCAGGGUUACGUAGAAAUUUGAUUGAUGCUAUAUAGCUGAUCUCUUCUGGCGUGCUCUAUAUUUUAUAUCAUAUUUUUAUUAAUCUGCUCUACGUGAAUUCCUGGUAUUUUUUUCCACUCUAGAUGUCAUUUUUUGCGUCAAAGAGUGUUUCAGAUCUGUUGUUUAAAGGAUGGACAAUAUCAACAGCUGGAGGUAAGCAAUGCUUUUCAUAGAAUUCACUUUCCCAAAAAACACAUCUUGAUGUUUGUCUAGCCAUUUUUCUAGCCAUGUUGUGGUAAAAAAAUCCAAACUAUCUAUGGCAAAAAUGUUGUUUACAUGAAGUCAAACACUUUGCAGCCUCUGAUCCUGAUGCUAAAUAUCAGCUCCUGAAGUUUGUGCUUGCCUUAGGGUAAAAUUUGGAGAGAUAGUUUUGGGUUACCAUUUGUUUUUACCCCCUCCUCUUCUUUUGCUUUUCUUUCCUGAUUUCUUUCUUUUUAAUGUAGAGCAUUAGUUUUUAUUACCGGUAGGCUUCAUUAAGCUCAGUGGAAAAAGAUGUUGGGAAAACGUUGAGAUUUGAUUACAGAAUUAAAUGUAGAUGGAAGGCAGUGGAGAUCGAUGGGUGGGGGAAUUUAGGGAAUUUUCAGGUCCACUUGUCAUAGUUUCUUGGAUCGUCCUGUGCCUGUUUUAUUGGGUGUGGUUUGAAAGAUCUUUCCCCUCAGCACAAAUUAGAUGUCAAAGUUGUCCAUGACUGUCAAAACUAUGACAUCACGAGCUACAAGGGACAUGGGUUCACACGGGUUAUCACAGACAGUUGUCUGUUGAGGAUGAAUAGAUUAAAAUUACCUUACUGGUAAUUAUACUUUCACCAGACAUUUUUUGUUUAUUUACUGAUAAUGACUUUGAAAUACAUAAAGAUAUUUCAAAAUAAUUAUUGUUCAUUAAAGUAGAAGAAAGUUCAUCUUGAAGACAUCAUAGAGAAUUAUUUGUCAUUUAGAAGACCUACAUAACUGUAUAUAUGCUGGUAUAUAAAAUUAAUGGUGCCUCAAUAAGUACACAUUGCUAAGAAAUAUUGUUAUUAACUGUUUGGCUGUGUGCAUAGAAAAAACUGGGCCUUACUUAUGGCGCUUAAGUUAUGUUAUUCAAAAUGCCAGUAAUAAAUAAAAACAUAAUGUUCUAAUUUCAGGAAUGGCUGGAUCUUGCAUUGCAGUAAUUUUAAUAGCUAUUGUGUUUGAGACUCUGAAGUCUUACAAGCCUAACCAACAAAAACCACACAAGGAAAACAGUGAAACAACUCCACUAAUUAGACGGCCAAACCAAGACCUCACCAGGUACAAAAUAUGUUACAAGAUGCUAAAAUUUCAUCUUUUUUAUUUGAUUAUUCACAUUUGUGCUAACAAUAGUUACAAGGGUUUUGUGUCUUUAUUGGUUUGAUUGGGAUAAUUUUUCCCCAGUAGGGGUGGGUUUCUCCCAUCCUUUUUUUGGUUCUGUGAUCCUUCAAGCCUGACUCACAAUUCCAGAUAACACGUUCUUUAACACAUGAUAUAAGGUGGCUGAACACAGUUUUGUGGGCGGUCAGUGGUAACUCGCAUGAAGGCGCGUGUUUUAAAUUAGACAAACAAACAUGGCGGCGAAAAAAAGCAAUGGUACACACAAGGCGAUUUCUCAAAAUCUACUCACUAAAAUUUUGUGAUAUUUAGCAAAAUUUUUACUUUUAUGGUAUUUUAAAUAAUGAGACCUUUAAAAUGGAAGUUGAACAGAUGAAAUUUUGUGACACAUUUAAUAAUUACAGUACAAUUAUAUUAUUAAUUAUUUAAAAACCUGUCUGUUAAAAUUUGGUCAAAUAAGUUCUAGAUGGUAAUGAUUAUUUAUAGUAAGCUGUGUGAAAGUUUAUAGGAAAAUCUAAUGAGCAAAUUUUACAUAAACUGAGCAAAAGUAAAAUUUUAAGGUUGUAUUCAAUCAUUCAUGUUGCCAUGGGAACUGCAAAAACGUCGGUCAAUCAAAAUCUCUCAUCAGUAUAUUUUUCUCUUGCCAAAUUUCAGCUUGUGGGCUGCAACCUUUCUCUUGCCAUGAUUUGGCAAAUGACAUAUACUCACAAACUGCCAAAACUGUGUUCAGCCACCUUAAUAAUGGAAAUUAUUCAAUUCAAUCUCCUCCCAAAAUUUUCCACUUCAUGUUGACUUUAGGUCCUUUAACUGCAUCACAAAACACUAGCUUUGGAAAUGCUCAAAAGGUUUUGGAACACCCCUGUUUUCAAACAUUCAAACAUUUUGACAACAUUAUUUUGUAAGUGUUCAGGAAAUCUUUGGAAGUUGCUGGGAUGUUUUUAGAAAAUAUAUGCCAGUCAAGACAAGACAAAAAAUCUCACACAUUUGACCGAAAACAUUGGUAUGUGUAAAUGAGUGAGCUAGUAAGGGCCAGCCCGCUGAGGCCUUUUCUUCAGGUGGGUGACACUCAACAGUGAACAGACUGACUUUGGGUUUGGGUUUCAAAAAGUAAAUUCAUGCUAUUAAUGAAUUCUCUGUUUUCUUAGUGCAUUUCAAGCCAUUUCUCACCUCAAGAAAACCCUUCUGUUCAUAGCUCAGUUAAUUAUUGGAUAUUUUUUGAUGCUGGUAGCUAUGACGUAUAAUGUUUGGUUGUUCCUGGCUGUUCUUGGUGGUUGUGGCAUUGGCUAUUUUUUGGCACACCCAUACAUGGAGUAUUAUCUUGGGCAACGCAGUGAACGCUCACAUCCAAUUUAUUAUAUCAACAGAGACUUCACUGCAUAUUCAAGUGCCAGUACUUUGUAAGUAAGUUAAUGAGUUGCUGGUGGAGAUACAUUCAAACUUACCGAAAUUAAUCAAAUUGUCUCUUAUAGCCAAAUUCGUUGUAUCGCACUGCGAGUUUUGCAAACUUCGAAGGAAUUUUGGGUUUUUCUGUUCCAUCAAUCAUCUUAGCGGACCUCUUAGGAGACAUAUGCUUAGUUGUGAUUGGUGCAUUUCGAUCCGCUUUGUUUUUGUUUCUGUGAUCGCCCUGUUUCGGCCAAUAAUCGACUAGUUUUCUUCAAAGAUUUUCUGAACUUUCUUAUUCUUGACUCUUGCAUUGGAAGAAUAAAGCAAUGCCUGCCUCCUGCCCUUGACAAAAAUUCCAUUCAUCAUCGUGAUUUCCUUCGCUAUUCUUGAGCAGUCUAGAGUCAUUCUCAGUUUAGUUUUUGCCGGCCAAGCUGAGCGAGUGUGUUGCAUUGUGAUUUGCAUUAACUCUACCCCACUCAAAUGAUUGACGGAACAGAAAUUCGAAGUUUGCAAACGCGCAGCGCGAUACAACGAAUUUGGCUAUAAUCCUUAUGCCUCGGUAAUAGGAUUCUUUUCAAAAAAGGACAACUGUAAAAUACUUUAUCCGUUCCCUAAUGAUAAUCCCUAAAACCAGAAUUGAAAAAGAUAUUUUAUUUGUGGAUCAAAAGCUAGACAUUUCGUAAAGAUCAGUAGCCUUAGAAAACAGAUGACAUUUUGUGACACCACCACUGGUUUCCCCGUGAAGUGACGUCUGAGAAAGGAGCGCAGAAAAUCCAUACUGAUGACGUGUCACUAACCAGAUCUGGGUAGUGCCUCUGAUUGGUUGAAGCAAAUUUUCAGCCAAUCAGAAGCACUGGUUUCCUUGCAAAAUGAGGAAUGAGAAACAAGCACAGAAAUUCCAUACCCUAUGAGGCAUCACUGGGAGAACUAGUUAGUGUUUCUGAUUGGUUGAAGCAAAUUUUCAGCCAAUCAGAAGUACUACCCAAAUCUGGGUAGUAACAAGUCAUCAAUAUGGAAUUUCUGUGCUUAUUUCUCAGAUGUCAUUUCAACGGAGAACCAGUAGUGGCGUUGCGAAAUGUGGGCUGUUUUGUCAGGGUUCAUAAAGAGUUGCUCUAGAAAUUUUAUUUGAAUGUUGUCAAAUUGGAGUUCAUUAACCCAUAUCUUAACUUUGGGGUUACUCAAGAAGGAUUUUUUCAUAGGAAGGCCUUGUUCCAAUUUUUUUUCAUCCAUUUUUUGUCUAUUUUGCUGAUUUUGAGAUUCAUCUUCUUGUACAUGUACUCUCGUGUCGCACUGGCAAUGUUUAUGUUUUGUGGAUUCUCAAAUGUAUGCAUUAUAAAGUUGCGGGCUCCAAACACUUGAGAUCAGGGUCUGUUUUC